Pelobates fuscus (common spadefoot toad) is the source of this 3871-nucleotide messenger RNA. RefSeq names its product glutamate metabotropic receptor 7 (gene GRM7). The record is from RefSeq and is a predicted model, not a curated record. Gene Ontology annotation, cellular component: plasma membrane. Bases 140 to 2872 code for a protein of 910 amino acids. The transcript is spliced from 10 exons. Gene Ontology annotation, biological process: regulation of synaptic transmission, glutamatergic; G protein-coupled glutamate receptor signaling pathway. Lineage: Eukaryota; Metazoa; Chordata; Amphibia; Anura; Pelobatidae. Gene Ontology annotation, molecular function: group III metabotropic glutamate receptor activity.
CUGGAUGUGCAGAGGCAACCAGUGUGCUGUCAGAGGCAGCAGAGGCACACUAGGAGGAAGCUGCUUUCUCUACUGACUUGGGAUCCCUCUUGUUCCUCCACCUCCCCAGGAGGACACCUUGUCCCCUCUAGGGGCAGCCAUGCUGACUCCUGGGGGCCCUUGGCUUUUAUACCUUCUAAGAUUAACCUGCUGGAUCUGCUGCUGGUUCUGCUUAGUCCUUGUUUCUGGACAGGAGCUUUAUGCCCCCCAUUCCAUCAGGAUAGAAGGGGACAUCACUUUGGGGGGACUCUUUCCUGUUCAUUCCAGAGGUUUCCCAGGGCUGCCAUGUGGGGACAUUAGAAAGGAAAAUGGGAUCCAUAGGCUUGAGGCUAUGUUGUACGCGCUGGAUCAGAUCAACAGUGACCCAGAGCUUCUUCCAAAUAUCACCCUAGGGGCUCGGAUUCUGGACACCUGUUCUAGGGACACCUAUGCUCUGGAGCAAUCUCUGACGUUUGUCCAGGCACUGAUCCAGAAGGAUACUUCUGAUGUCCGCUGCACCAACGGAGAUCCUCCUGUGUUUGUUCGACCAGAGAAAGUAGUUGGAGUCAUUGGAGCAUCUGAAAGUUCUGUGUCUAUAAUGGUUGCAAAUAUUCUGCGUCUCUUCCAGAUUCCUCAAAUCAGUUAUGGUUCCACUGCUCCUGAACUGAGUGACGACCGACGAUAUGACUUCUUCUCUAGAGUGGUACCUCCGGAUUCCUUCCAGGCGCAGGCCAUGGUGGAUAUUGUGAAAGCCAUGGGUUGGAGUUUUGUGUCUACAUUGGCAUCAGAAGGAAGUUAUGGAGAGAAGGGAGUGGAGUCAUUUAUGCAGAUGUCACGAGAAGCAGACGGCAUCUGCAUUGCUCAGUCCCUGAAGAUUCCGCACGGUAGCAAAGCUAGCGAUUUUGACAAGAUCGUCAAACAACUUCUUGAUUUUCCUCAAGCUCGCACGGUAGUCGUUUUUGCCAACGAUGAUGACGAUAUCAGACAGGUUUUGGCUGCAGUGAAGAGAGCAGACCAACAGGGUCACUUCCUCUGGGUGGGCUCCGACAGUUGGGGGUCCAAGAUUGGCCCAAUAAGUGAUCUUGAUGACAUGGCUGAAGGUGCAAUUACUAUCCUUCCAAAAAGGGCAACUAUUGAUGGAUUCGAUGCUUACUUCACAUCACGGACCUUGGAAAAUAACAGGAGAAAUGUCUGGUUUGCAGAAUACUGGGAAGAAAAUUUUAACUGCAAGUUAACUAUUACUGGCUCUAAAAAAGAAGACACUGACCGCAAAUGUACAGGUCUAGAACGUAUUGGGCAAGAUUCACACUAUGAGCAGGAUGGCAGAGUUCAAUUUGUGAUAGAUGCAGUCUACGCGAUGGCCCAUGCUCUACACAACAUGCAUAAGGAUCUGUGUCCUUCAGGCUAUCAUGGACUCUGCCCAGAAAUGGAGCAUGCUGGAGGGAAGAAACUUCUCAAAUAUAUCCGCAAUGUCAGCUUCAAUGGCAGUGCCGGGACCCCUGUGCUGUUUAAUAAGAAUGGUGAUGCUCUGGGGCGAUAUGACAUCUUCCAGUACCAGAUCACAAACCGUAGCACCCCAGGAUACAGACUGAUUGGACAAUGGACAGAUGAACUACAGCUCAAUAUUGAGGACAUGCAGUGGGCUAAAGGCAUUCCAGAGAUACCAUCGUCAGUUUGCAGUUUGCCCUGCAAAAUGGGAGAGAAAAAGAAAAUAAAGAAGAGCCUUCCGUGCUGUUGGCAAUGUGACCUAUGUGAUGGCUACAAGUACCAAAGGGAUGAGUACACCUGUGACACCUGUGAAUUCAACAUGAGACCCAACAAAAAUCGCACUGGUUGUGAUCCCAUUCCUAUUGUUAAAUUGGAGUGGCACUCACCCUGGGCUGUAAUCCCUGUGUUUCUUGCCAUGCUUGGCAUCAUCGCCACCAUAUUUGUUAUGGCAACUUUUGUCCGAUACAAUGACACCCCUAUUGUGCGAGCCUCUGGAAGGGAACUUAGCUACGUACUGCUUACAGGGAUCUUCCUAUGUUACAUUAUCACAUUUCUAAUGAUUGCCAAGCCUGACGUGGCUGUGUGCUCCUUCCGACGAAUCUUCUUGGGGUUGGGAAUGUGCAUUAGCUAUGCAGCUCUCUUAACAAAGACCAAUAGGAUCUACAGGAUCUUCGAACAGGGUAAAAAGUCAGUGACCGCUCCUCGGCUUAUCAGCCCCACCUCACAGUUGGCCAUCACCUCCAGUUUAAUAUCUGUCCAACUUCUGGGAGUAUUUAUUUGGUUUGGAGUUAACCCCCCUAGCAUCACCAUUGAAUAUGGGCAGGGAUCAGUGGAUCCAGAACAGGCCAGAGGUGUGCUAAAAUGUGACAUUACGGAUCUACAAAUCAUCUGUUCUUUGGGGUACAGCAUCCUUCUCAUGGUGACAUGCACUGUGUAUGCCAUCAAGACGAGGGGUGUACCAGAGAAUUUUAAUGAAGCAAAGCCUAUUGGCUUUACUAUGUAUACUACCUGUAUAGUUUGGCUGGCUUUUAUUCCAAUAUUUUUUGGGACAUCGCAAUCAGCAGAAAAACUCUACAUCCAGACCACUACACUAACCAUAUCCAUGAGCCUUAGUGCCUCGGUGGCUCUGGGGAUGCUCUACAUGCCCAAGGUCUAUAUCAUCAUCUUCCACCCAGAGCUCAAUGUUCAAAAGCGCAAGCGAAGUUUCAAAGCUGUGGUGACAGCAGCAACAAUGUCAUCUCGCCUUUCGCACAAACCCAGUGACCGGCCUAAUGGGGAGGCCAAGACGGAACUCUGCGAGAAUGUGAACCCCAAUAGCCCAGCGACCAAGAAAAAAUAUGUCAGCUACAACAAUCUAGUGAUAUAGGCAGACUCCUUGCGAAAGAUGAAAGGAGCAGCGACAUUUUCACUUCCUGCGUUGUGUGGUGCGGUUUGCUCCCCCUCCACCCAGUGCCUCUCCCACAGCAGCGGCCAAUCAUGGGAAGAGAAGAGCUGCUGGGACAUGUCGGUGCAUGGCCCUUGAGGACUGGGGACAGCUGCUUCAUCCAAGCCAUCUGAACUGUACCUGGCUUGUCUCUCGGAAUCUAGGACCAAGGGAUGGGCGCCAAGCCCCGCGUGAAGCAAGUUUGUGAGCGGGCGUUACCCGGGCUCUUCUGCCUCUCUCGGGACCAUCAGACUCAGACCUUUCUGUACAGUUUCUGAGGACUUUUUACAUACAGACCCAUACCCUUCCAUGUUCCUCUUUAUUUUAUAUUUUUGGGGAGUUUAUGCUCAUGUGACCACCUUCUCCCCAGCUAUGAGCACUUCACUAACUUGGCUUCCACGUUAAUGCACAUUUCCUACAUGGUCUAUUCAUUCUUCUGGUUGAUGCUUUUUAAACUCUACUCUGUUUUCUCUCUUCUUUUUGUCCUCUGUUCUUCUACUUUUGUUUUUUCCUUAUUCUAACGUUUCUUUCAUUCAAGGUUUUUUUCAAGACCAAAAACUGUGUGUGCAACGCAGACCAUUCCUGAGUGUGAUUGGCUGGCAGGAUGUGGUAUGUGAUUGGCUGAUGCCCUUGGGGUCUCCUGUCUCCGAAUGCAUGUACUUUCUCUGCAUUAUUUCUUUAUUUCUGUCGGAGGAUUCUACUGUUUGUGUUUGGUUUCUAUUCAUCUGCCUGUGACUGGGGUUUCGUCGACAGGACGUGGGGGUGAGGUGGCCAUUGUUUAAACCUGCCUCUGGGUAUCUGUCCGAGCCUAGUCUACGAGGGCCACUCUGUGGGCUCAGAUGUGACAAAAAAAAGCAUGUAUGUUUUCUACUGUUUGUAAUGAGUAUUUUCUGCUUACGUGCCAACCUCGUGAGACACCCUCCCCAAACCGCCCUGUGAUAU